Molecule: messenger RNA, 374 nt
Organism: Staurois parvus
Lineage: Eukaryota; Metazoa; Chordata; Amphibia; Anura; Ranidae
Source: the annotation of a GenBank genome assembly
CACAGCACUUCUCGCGCAUGCACAGUGGGCACCCGGCUGUCAAAGUCGGGUGCCCACAGUCUGCUCCCCCUCCCUCCCUAAAGGUCUGCAGUCUGUGGUCAUCCCCUGUACUGUCUGCAGUGUCUGGUCAUCCCCUGUACUGUCCCAGAGACUGCGGUCAUCUCCUGUACUGUCCCCGCAGUCUCUGGUCAUCUCCUGUACUGAACCCUGCAGUCUCUGGUCCAUCUCCUGUACUGUGUCUGCAGUCCCUGGUCCUUCUCCUGUACUGUCCCCGCAGUCUCUGGUCAUCUCCUGUACUGAACCCUGCAGUCUCUGGUCCAUCUCCUGUACUGUGUCUGCAGUCCCUGGUCCUUCUCCUGUACUGUGUCCGCAGU